Theileria parva strain Muguga is the source of this 1877-nucleotide messenger RNA. It is a transcript of the gene PDIA4, whose product is annotated as Protein disulfide-isomerase A4. The transcript is spliced from 7 exons. The record is from RefSeq and is a predicted model, not a curated record. Gene Ontology annotation, cellular component: endoplasmic reticulum. Bases 246 to 1805 code for a protein of 519 amino acids. Gene Ontology annotation, biological process: protein folding; response to endoplasmic reticulum stress. Gene Ontology annotation, molecular function: protein disulfide isomerase activity. NCBI's taxonomy places the organism in Eukaryota, Apicomplexa, Aconoidasida, Piroplasmida, Theileriidae.
AGUGCUUAUAUUGUAUGGAUUUUCAAAUUUUAGCACAUUUUGUGAAAAAACUACUGAAUUAUGUUUAAUAUUAAAACAUUUUAUUAAAUAAAUUUUAAAUAUGUAAUGUGGGUACUGUUUAGAAAAUUUUGAAACCAGUUGUUUAUUUGAUUUUAAUUUAUAUUUUGUAUUAUCGCUAAUUUUACUUAUGAUUUUUAGUUUUAACUGUUUACAUGUGACAAUUUUGAAAAAUUCACCUUUUCAUCAUGACAAAGCUCAGCCGUAAAUUAAUUAUCUUCCUCAUAGUAAUUAAGCUUUACACUAAAUCCGCCUUGGCAGGCCUUGUUCUGGAAGUGCCUGAAGUCGCACAGUCGGAUUUUGAAGAUUACGUAAAGAAAGCCAAACGCAUCCCAGUGGUUUUAAAUUAUCCAACUCUCUUCAUUUUCUCUACCGGAGCCAUCAACGACUUCAGAAAUGUCUCAACUCUUCUCUCUCACGAUCAAAAAUGUGAGUUUAUAACUGUUGAGUCUUCGACGGCGUUUGACGGGAAUAUAACAUCACUGGAGCCGGUGUUAACCUAUGUCAAAGACGGGGAAACGAAGAAAUACGAUGGUCCUAUUAACCCUGGGUAUAUCAUGAGCUGGCUAAGUAACCAGAACGUGUGUGAGAUGCGCGUUAAGGAUCUUUCAAAUUUCAAGUCAUUUCAGAAAUCCUUACCCUCAGGACAUGUGCAAGUUCUCGUGCUGUUUGCAGAACAUGACCCGAAACUCGUAGAAACAGUCAGGUCAUUCAUCGCAGAAAAGGAUCUAGCCGUUCCUGUCCUUUUCUCACCCGAACAAACUCUUUCCGAUCAAAUCGUCAAAUCUCUCAGCCAAGAGGGGAUAAAGUAUCCUACUCUGUUGAUAAUGAGGAACAUGAGUUUGUUACCGAAGAUUACAUUUUACACGAACGAUGUCAGGAAUAAGAAGGAGCUUUAUGAGUUUUUGAAGGAGGAGUUGAUUCCUCCGAUCCACUCAACGAACUCGUACAUGCUCCCGAUGUUCCUGGUCAUGAAGAAGACGAUAGUGUACAUUUACACUAGGGAUAAGGAGCUGAAGAAAUAUUUGAGUGAGUCGUGGAUAAACACUGUGCCCAGGAAACACAGCGAGAAACUCGUUUUCCUCCACUCCAAGGGCUCAGAUCUGGUGGAAAAUAAGAUGAACACGAUACUCGCAAUUGACUCAGACUACGAGGAAAUCGUCGUCAGAGCUUUCGUAAUCAACCUCGACACACUCGAAUUUUACAAAUUCAAACCACUCACCAUCGAAGACGGAACCAUCUCCGAACAGGGUAUGAACAGAUUUAUUGAUGAUUUGGAGAAUGACAGGUUGAGUCAUUAUGUGAAGAGUGAGCUUCCGAUACCCGAAAACAUCGAUAGAGGACCCGUUAAAACAAUCGUCGGCGAAGACUUCCACAGAAGAGUCAUCGAAUCCAAAGAUGAUAUUCUCGUACUUUUCCUAUCCUCUUGGUGUGGUCACUGUCAUAAGGCGAAGCGUGUUUUCAGGGACAUGGGAAGAAGACUCAAGGGUUCCAACGGACCAAUUCUCGCAACAUUCGACGCCUACAACAAUGAAGUCGAAGAUAUGGAAAUCAGCCAGUUCCCGACGAUAGCGUUGUUUCAGAGUGGAAAUAAAAGUGACCCUGUUUUUUACAACGGGCCGGAUAACCUGGAGGACAUUUCACUCUUUCUGGAAAAAAACUGCAAACGCAAUAAAGUCAACGCCGAAAACAUACUUCAAAAACACGUCUCACAGGAACAAAUCUUCGAAUUCCACACCGAACUUUGAUCUCACAAUACUCUUAAAUUUACUAUCUAAACUCUUAAAUUUACUAUCUAAACUCUUAAAUUUACUAUAUAA